Messenger RNA from Oncorhynchus mykiss (rainbow trout), 3467 nucleotides. RefSeq names its product transmembrane protein 198. Gene Ontology annotation, biological process: positive regulation of canonical Wnt signaling pathway. The record is from RefSeq and is a predicted model, not a curated record. Gene Ontology annotation, cellular component: cytoplasmic vesicle; plasma membrane. Lineage: Eukaryota; Metazoa; Chordata; Actinopteri; Salmoniformes; Salmonidae.
CAUGGGUCGGGACCACUGUCCUCCAUAUUUUGUCUUAGAGCGCUCCUUCUUAUCCUCAGCCAUCCAGCCCUGCACUUUUCCUUAGAAUGGUAUGCCCCGGCAUGAGCCUAUAGAGCCUGCUGAUGCGAUACAUCUCCUCUACACCCUGCACGCUCAUAUUAUUUUCCUCGGCACUCUGCAAAGCCUCGAAUGUGGAUUGGAUGAAGCUGUAGGAUACAUCUCUAAAAUUAUGCUAUACAUAGAAUAGUGUAUGUUCUAUAAUGUAGACUAGUCACUGUAUAUUUUUGAAUUAGGCUACAGUUGUCUUGUGUCUGGCUACAUUGGAUUACCUGGAGCAGCUAGAAUCAUCCGUCGCGCCCUAAUGGGCUUUGACUGUAUCCUAUUCAUAGGGAGUGAGUAUCAAAAUGAGGGAUGCUGAACGAUUCCGAUGAGUCGUUCUGGGGCAAGAUGCGGACAGAAUGUCUGGGGCAGUGCUUCGUAGGAUGUUGAGGCUUUGUGAUGGUGGAUUCUUGUGGAUGGGAAAUGCUCCCUGAUCUUCCCUGCCCUCCUCCUCCCUCUCCUGAACACCCCAAUCCCUCCAUCUCUCGUUUUCACUUUCUCCAUCACUCCAUCACUCUCUGGUCGCCAUGACGUCUACGCUGCAAACGCUGGCGCUCAAGCUGGCCCCACCCCCUCAGGACCUAAACCCUGAGCGGUUGGACGGCUGCGAGGAGACGGGCCGGCGCUACAAAGUGGUUCCCUCCGUCGUGUGCUCCAUGUGUUGCCUCUUCGGCAUCAUCUACUGCUUCUUCGGGUACCGUUGUUUCAAGGCGGUGAUGUUCCUGACGGGCCUGAUGUUCGGCUCCAUCGUCAUCUUCAUGUUGUGUUAUAAGGAGCGCGUCCUGGACACCCAGCUCAGUGUUGAGGCCUCUGUGGGCAUCGGCCUGGGCAUCGGCACCCUCUGCGGCCUGGUCACCAUGCUGGUUCGCUCCGUGGGUCUCUUCAUGGUGGGUCUCCUCCUGGGCCUCUUGGUGGCUGUGGCUACCCUGGUGGGCAUGGAGGAGCUGUCCAACAGCCCCCCGAGGUCGGUCUGGGUCCCCCUGGGGGUGCUGCUCGGCCUGGGCAUGCUGUUCGCCGUUCUCACCCUCCAAUGGCAACGUUUCUUCACCACCGUGUCCACGGCCGUGUUCGGGGCGGCGGUGAUCACCGUGGCGCUGGACUACUUUGUGGAGCUGUUUGCCCUGGUGCUGUACCUGUAUGAGAGGGUAAAAGCGGCGCCCAGAGGGAGACCCGUCUGUUGGAUCACCUGGGUGGUGCUGGGGGUGUGGCCUGUUCUGACGCUCCUGGGGGUGCUAAUACAGUGGAAGGUGACAGCAGAGGGAUACUCCCACACCAAGGUGAUAAUCAGUCGUCAGCAACGGCGGGUCCAGCUGAUGCGUAUCCGUCAGAAGGAGGAGCGGAGGGACCGCAGCAGGAAGAGGAAGAAUAAGCAACAGAGAGACUCCACCCACAGCUCUCACCCUCCCAAACCCCUGCACCCCGAGCCCGCCUAUCGCAGGAAACCCAACCCUAUACGACGCUUUGACGGGGACGUCCUAUCGCCUAGUUACAUCCAGAGUUUCCGGGACAGGCAGGUUGAGGCCAGGCCGUAUCCUGGAGGGGGCAGACUGAUGGGGGGAGGAGGGGCUCACACCAAUGUGGAUGUGGACUAUGACUGUGGCUCCACCACGCCCCUCACUGCGGCUGCAGGCCCCUUACUACGAGUCUGAACACUCUCCUAACCACUGGUCCAACCACACCUCCAAUGAUCUGGCAGCCAUAUCACACCCCCAAAAGGUGUGACCACACCCACAACCCACCUGUGCUGCAGUAUGGAUCUGACCACACCCCUAAAUGGUGCGACCACACCCCCAAAGGCCUGUAUUGAAGUAUAGGUCUGACUGACCACUCCCCCACCACAAUGCUGGAGCCAAUCAGAGUAUGUGAAUAGUUAAGGCCUGAACUCCUUUUUCUGUUUCACACACACACACCAGCCACAUGCAUGAAAAUACUGUACACACAUCCACAAACACUGCAGUGGAACUGGACCUGGUGAACAGAGAGAGAAAUACAGGGCCUCCAACUGGAUGGAUAGAUGUUACCUGAGGCUUCUCUCUCUCCAUCCAGUCUCCAGCCAGUCUCCAUCGGGACACAGUUUAAAGAAGCAUGGCUCAGGUUUCAAAUGAGGAAUCGUUUUACCACGGACACCGGAAUACAAUCCUCUCUCUUCAGGAUUUUGAAAGAUUCAACUUAAAGUCUUGUCUACUGCUCGGCAGUCUUAAUUCCUCAAAUCAUUCUCUGUCGUCAACAGGCAGUUCCUUUGUACUGCAUUUCUACGGUUCCAUCCUUCUAUGGAGUUGGGACCUUCUGAUGAGAACUGACUAGUCAUAAACACCCCUGCUCUGUGCCAUGCCAGCCCAACAACAGAUCACCUCCUGGGAAGGAGAAGAAUAUCUGUCUUUUAAGAGGAAGCAUUAUGCAUUCUUGGUGCUGGACGAUAUCCUUCUUUGGAAAGCAGUUUGAAAUCCCCCUUCUUUAAAUUAAGUUGGGAGAUCCGGUUGAUUUACGGGUGCCUUGUGACUGCCCUUACUUGGACUGUACCACUCAGCAGUGAGAUAGGGGUUAUUGGCAGUGGUCACUGACUGAGAGAUGUGAGAGACUAUAUGAUAACAUGCUAUAUUAUUAUAGUGACAGACAACAAAGUUGUUGCGAUAGGAAUGAGGGUAGGCCUAUGUCUAGCAGAGGAGCAACAGUGACCCAAUCAGGGAGCAAGCAAGGAAACAGUGGAUGGUGAUUGGUCUAACCUGCCCUGGGCUCUACCAAAAGGAACCCUACAUGAAGUCAGCACAGGGUCAACAAGAGGUCAAUAAAGAGUUCAAAACAGAAAGGGGUCCGAAUAAACGAUCGACCAAUACAACGAGAGUAUUGACCACUCCCCCUCCACUCUACAGAGAGGACCAUUCAGGUCACAGAGGAUCGCCUACAUAUAGAUAGACCCCUACAUAAUGUGCAUUGGCUUUUCAAUAUGGGUCACAACAUUCUGUCUAUCGUGUAUCAGUAAAUGACAUGACAUCUAUGGUUUAUUAUUGUCUUUGACUCAGACUGUGAAAGGGACUGUGAGUGUGAAACACAUGAUAAAAUAAUACAGGCGUGAUGUUAUUAUUAUUAUUAUUAUGAUUAUGAUUGCCCCAUUGGGCUGUGGGUCGGGACAGGGUAUGAGAAUCAAAUUUCUUUUCCCAGAAUCUUCCAGGGGAAAUCGACCUGGCUGCAUGACUCAGUGGUUCCUUCCUGUUCCUGUCCCCCUCUCCUGUCCCCCUCUCUUAUCUGUCUCCCGUGGCUUUGUCCUCCUCAACUCACCGUUCCUAUCCCCUCUAGCCUGGUCAGCCCACAUCUAACAACCACGCGCAGUUUGUUAAACACUUCUCAUGAAUAGCUUCUUAAUAAUGCUA